This is a messenger RNA of Prorocentrum cordatum, 1815 nucleotides long. The record is from the annotation of a GenBank genome assembly. Lineage: Eukaryota; Dinophyceae; Prorocentrales; Prorocentraceae.
CGCAACGCUGUCGGUGUUUGUAUUCCAUAUCGGGUACAUUGUACAUUGGAUCACACGUGCAGCCACGAGGCCUUGAGAUGUCACUGUAUACCUCGGGUCACAGGAUUAUGUCAGGGCGUGUGUCGUCCACUUCUGAACUCGUACGCCGAACUUUUGGUUUCACAAUCUCCUCUGUGCCUCCUGUCCUCUUCAUUGUCCUCAUUCUGUUCUUUGCCAAGCUCAUCUCCUGCGCCCCGCUCAUCAUCCUCGUGCUCCGCCUGCUCUUCUCCUUGUUCUCCCCGCUUCACACCUCAUUCAAUGAUCCCUUCCUUGGCUCGGCCUUCCGCGGCGCUCCGCGGUGUAAGAUUGGCGCGCCGUGGCUCGAGGCAAGAGCGAAGAGGCGGAUGGUGCGGGCCGUCGCUUCGUGCCGCCCAUGGCAAUCUUCAAGAGGCCCCGCACUACGAAGGAGCCGAUCCCCCCUGCCAAGCCCGCAUUCACCUGGGGUCCAUCUUUCGACCCCGACUCCGAUGAAGUGCAGGCCGCUUGGCAUCAGGACGGCUACAUCAUCGUCAAGGGCCUCCUGCAGAGCGAUGAGGUGAGGCGCCUUGAUGAAGCUGUGACGCAGGACGGAGGGAUCGCUGCGCACUCGUACGGCAGAUCUGACGGCAUGGGGCGCCAAACGAGGCUGGCGCUCUGGAACCACCCAGGGAACGACGUGACGGGGAUGAUAGCCCGCGUGCCCAAGGUGGCCAGGACAAUGGAGAGCUUGCUCGGGGGGGAGGUGUACCACUACCACUCGAAGCUGAUGAUGAAGGACGCACGGACGGGUGGUGCGCACCUUUGGCAUCAGGAUUUCGGGUAUUGGUCCCAGAACGGCUGCGUGUACCCAGACAUGGCCACUGUCUUCAUCCCGCUGGACAAGAUGGACGCCGGGAAUGCGGGCCUCCGGGUGCUGCGCGGAAGUCACCGGUGCGGCCUGCUCCCCCAUCACGUCACCGGGAGCCAGGCGGAGGCAGAUCCGAAGAGGCGGCGUUGGGCGGAGCAGUCGGGGCUGCCGGAGGUGCAGCUGGAGAUGGAGCCCGGAGACGCGCUGUUCUUUCAUUGUUUGCUGCUGCACGCGUCAGGGCAGAACAGCUCGGACCGACGCCGCUGGUGUUUCCUUGUUGGGUUCAAUCGCGCCGAUAACAACCCGAUGAUAGAGCACCACCAUCCUCAGUACACCCCGCUCGCGAUUGUAUCGAAUGAGGCCAUCAAGGAUUCGGCCACCCCACUUGUGGACCCCUCAGGUAAGGAUUUCAUGAAUCCAGGGGAUGACAAGUCGGUGGCGAAGUAUGCGGAGCACGGCUUUCACUGAGGCUGGCUCUUGUGCACCUUUUUUCGCGUCGGUGGCAGCGAACCCGUUUCGACUUUCUAAGAGAGCGUUUUGCAGUGUAGUAUCGCCGACUCUGCUUAAGUAAAUAUAGACAGUCAAAUCGCAUUGUCGGCUUGUAAGCACCCGUGUUUUCGCACAUGUGCAUAUAUUCGCUGGCAUUCUUUGUAUCUUUCCGAGUGGACCCGAGGAUGGUCGACGUGCCCGAGAGGGUUGGGGUCCUGGGCGCCACGCCUCCGAUAGGCUGUGCAGAAGGGUCUGGAAGCAGGUGUGCGCAUGGCGCGCAAGGAGGGCGCACGGGGACAGGUCUCAUUCCGUCUCCCCUCCCAGGCGAGCCUUUCUAGACCCGCCCGUUCUUGGAAAUACCUGCCUCAAGAAGAAGCCAGUCUCUCCCCCCUGCCGCACCCAGUCGAAGCGAUUUGUACCGCCCCCCGACGGCCACCGCGGCGAAUGUCGGCCACGCUCAG